This is a messenger RNA of Pollicipes pollicipes, 1434 nucleotides long. Its product is annotated as mediator of RNA polymerase II transcription subunit 22. Bases 318 to 746 code for a protein of 142 amino acids. The record is from RefSeq and is a predicted model, not a curated record. Gene Ontology annotation, molecular function: transcription coregulator activity. Gene Ontology annotation, biological process: regulation of transcription by RNA polymerase II. Lineage: Eukaryota; Metazoa; Arthropoda; Thecostraca; Pollicipedomorpha; Pollicipedidae. Gene Ontology annotation, cellular component: mediator complex. The transcript has 4 exons.
CAUUUCAUAUACAUUGUGUUAUAGUUGUUCAUGCAUAUCACAUUAGUGUAAUUUGCAUAAAGGAUCAUCUUUCAGACAGCUGGAAACUUUCAGAAUUGUGAGCUGAUUUGCAAUUUUUGCGGUUAUGAAUAAGCCUAGUCAGUCUUUCUGUGCUUGGCAUCUGCUGUCACUCCUACCACACAUUGGUCCCAAAAUGUCAGCUGUGGACAUAGUGUAAAUUUGCUAGGAAUAUAAUUUGUUCUCUCCGCAAGCCGUGAUCAUACAAUUUUUGUUCUCCCUCCCCAGAGCUGAAAGCAAGUUUCAGACACUGGUCAGACAUGGCUUCAGCACAGCAAAGGGCAUUGCCUCAAAGCAAGGAGGCAUUGCUGAAAUCCUACAAUAAGAGGUUGAAAGAUGAUAUCAAGUCAAUGCUUGACAAUUUUGUUGAGAUCAUAAAGCUGGGCAAGAUCGAGGACGAGACGCAGGUGACGCGACUGACGCAGUCAGGCCAGGACAUGUUCGAGAUGCACGUCCGGGCGGCCAACAUCGUGCGGGCGGCUGAGUCGCUGACGAAGCUCAUCUCCGACAUCAAGCAGUAUCUCAUCCUCAACGACUUCCCGUCGCUCAACGAGGCCAUCACGGAAAACUCGCGUAUGGCGCGCGCCACGCAGCUGGAAAUCGAUAAGAAGCUGACAGACCUCAAGGACGACAUGGCGCGUGACCUGUACGAGCUCGAGGACGAAUACUACUCUAGUGUCUACAAGUAGCGUCCAACUAGUUAACGGUGCGAUUGGUGCCCAAGCCUCCGGCUGCUGGUCAGUUACGACACGCUGGCGCAGCAUUUACAGUCGUACGAUGCUGCCAGGUGGGAUUUGCCGGGGAUGCUGGUGCAUGCGCCACCUGGAGCAAUUUGCAUGCUCUCGGCACGUUUUUUGCGAACGGUUAAUUUUUCAGAGAAGUGACGUGGCCCAUGUGCGUACUGGAGUGCGGGUGGCACCAGUGUCGCUAAGCUCCUGUUGGCUCGUGCGCUGUGCUCUGGGGCGCUCGCCUCUGAAAGCAGCGCUUGUGGCCGUUGCUAGGCGCCAGUGUCCACGCCCCCUUAGAAGCAGAUCAAUAUUCUGGCCCGCAGACGAUAUCACGUCGAAGCCGCGAGUCGGCGCCUGCCGCGCUGUUGCCGUGCUUCCACCCGGACCCGUGUUUGGGCAGGCCCUUAGGCGACCGUAGCGAUUGAGUAGCUUGUCCAAAGGAGGGAGGUGUGCGUCUGUAGUGAUCACUCGGCCGAUCCACCAACGCGGGAGGUCUCUGUUUGCUGGUCUACUCAGGAUUGGCUAGGCUAGGCUGGUCGAUGUGCGGUACAGUAGGUGAGAGUGUAUAAUUCCCCACUGGCAUCACAUGUUAAACGGUGUUCGCGGUCAUGGAUGUCUGGUGAGGAUUUGAAUACACAUGUAUAAAUCC